UUGCCUUACAACUCUGCUCUGAUGAUGACCAGCCGUGGAGAUUUUCUUGCAAAUGAGAAGUCAUCUAUAUGUCCAUUCUGUAAUUGAAAUGGCUAUUACCCGACCUUAGUGAAUAGGAAUUUCAUCAACAAUGGCAGAAAAUCGAGAGGUGAUAUUGGCGAAUUUCCAGGCCUGUACCGGACUUGAUGAUGUUGGAGAAGCAAUUUUCCAUCUUGAAGAAGCACAAUGGGACCUUGUGGUUGCAGUAAACAGGGUAAUGCCUCAGGAUUCUCAAGAAGUUUUGCCAGACGCUGUACCUCUAGCAAACCACAUUCCUCCCAGUUUUAUAUCCGAGCCAAUGGAUGAAUCUUUACCACUGGUUCAUCCAAAUCAUGCCUAUGGACCACAGUAUGAUCCAGUUUAUGCACCGCCAUCUCCACCCCUACCAUUACUACCUCUUGAACCAGAGACAGUAGUAAUGCCUCCAUCAAGAAAUUUAGAUUUGAACAUGCCAGACCUUAUGCCUUCAACAUCAAGGGGUAGUAAUGCAAUGAUGUAUACUUUCAAAGUGCGCUAUGGAAAUUCCGAAGAAACUUAUGAAAUGCCUGAAUAUAGUACCAUUGCUCAACUCAAAAAUUUAAUUUAUCAGCGAACAAAUAUUACUCCUGCAUGUCAACUUCUGACAGGCUGGGAUAUUCAUGUUUCUGACCAUGUCCUUCUCAAAAACCUGGGCUUACCAAGGGAAAUAACAUUACUUCUUGCAUCUUUGGCUGUAGAAAAUGAUACAUCAGGUGUAAUGGAGGAUGCCCCGCCAGAUCCUAAAUUGAAGAAUUAUAUUUUAAACGUGACACAUGAGAAAAAGAAUCACAAGAAGACUUACAGAUUGUCCUUCCCUGGAUCUCACACAGUUUUACAAGUCAAGAAUGAUGUGUACACAUGUACUGAUAUCCCAGCAAGACACCAAAUGUGGAUUGGUUGGCCAAUAGGUACAACUGACCGGUCCAUGCUACAUGAGACGGGUGUGAAUUCUGAGCAUAGCCUUACCGUUACAAGCUCAACUGAGCUAACUGGACAUAACUCAGCUUCUAGUUCAAAGGCUUCAAGAUAUACCGUAGAUCAAACUAAUCAUGAUGACAGUGAUGCCUCAUCAGAAGAGUUUGAGGAUGCUUCUGCAUCUCUUGAAGGGGAUAUUGAUCAUGAAAUAUUUAUUGAUGACAUGCCUUCCAACAAGUUGCGCUCUUUAGUUCCUUCUGACGCAAGCGAUGAAAUGGCUGGAGCAAUAAACUUUGGUGAAGAAUUUACUAAUAGGUAUGGCAGUGGUUACCCUUCAUUCUAUCCAGGAUCUCUAGAAGAUGCAAUCAAAGAUUCAUGUCUUAAACCUGCUAAGGAUAGAAAGCUGCUGGCAAUGUACAUUCACAAUGAUAAAAGUGUUCUAGCCAAUGUAUUCUGUACCCAACUUCUUGGCGCAGAAUCUGUUCGUGGCUGCCUUUCAGACAGCUUUGUUGUCUGGGGCUGGGAUACAACUCAUCCAUCAAAUAAAAUAAUGUUUCUAAAUUCUGUGAAUCGUAGUCUAGGUAAUGUAGCAGGACAAACAAUAGGCUUGGUUCCAGAAGAUAAGUACCCUAUCCUAGUGAUCCUUAUGCGGAACAGAAAUAACACUGAAAUUUUUAGAAUUGUUCAUGGUAACAUUGGUGUUAGUGAACUUUUGACUUGUUUACUUGAGGCUAUAGAAGUAUUUGCUCAUCAGCAAUCUCUUGAUCUCAAAGAUGAAGAGGAAAGGUUUGCUAGGGAAUCCAUCAAGGUAGAACAAGACCGUGCUUACCAAGCUUCACUAGCAAUGGACAGGGCCAAAGAGGAAUCAAAGAAGCAGCAAGAAAUGCUGGAAGAACGCGAGAGAGAACGAAGUCAACGUGAGAGAGAGGAGCAAGAAAAUUUGAGAGAGACCCAACGUGUACAACUGGAGAGUGGACUUCCACCUGAACCCGAAGAGGGAUCAAAGGACAUAAUUAAGAUUCGUUACAAACUGCCAGAGGGAGGAAUAAUUGAAAGGCGUUUCUUAGCCAAAGAAAAACUUAAAUAUCUAUUGGACUUUUUGACUGUGAAGGGUUACCCCACUGAAAACUACAAAGUUAUAACCUAUCCUAGACGCGAUGUUACUUCACUUGAUCAACAAUUAUCUCUGGCUGAACUCAAGCUGUGUCCUCAAGAAACUAUGAUGGUUGAAGAACGAUAGUGUUUUAUCAAGAUCUGUAAAUAGAUAGUUGAGAUGUUCUAUUACACCACACAAUCUUUUUGUUCUUUUCUUACAGUGGAACAUUUUCAGCUAAUAAAAUUUUGUUUCUUGCAAAAUUGUUCUCAUGCAAA
Messenger RNA from Frankliniella occidentalis (western flower thrips), 2343 nucleotides. It is a transcript of the gene casp, whose product is annotated as FAS-associated factor 1. Gene Ontology annotation, cellular component: endoplasmic reticulum; nucleus. Gene Ontology annotation, molecular function: ubiquitin binding. The transcript is spliced from 15 exons. The record is from RefSeq and is a predicted model, not a curated record. The coding region runs from base 131 to 2212 and encodes 693 amino acids. Lineage: Eukaryota; Metazoa; Arthropoda; Insecta; Thysanoptera; Thripidae.